Hipposideros armiger (great roundleaf bat) is the source of this 1773-nucleotide messenger RNA. Its product is annotated as zinc finger protein 577-like. Gene Ontology annotation, molecular function: RNA polymerase II cis-regulatory region sequence-specific DNA binding; DNA-binding transcription repressor activity, RNA polymerase II-specific. The transcript is spliced from 5 exons. The record is from RefSeq and is a predicted model, not a curated record. The coding region runs from base 271 to 1620 and encodes 449 amino acids. Lineage: Eukaryota; Metazoa; Chordata; Mammalia; Chiroptera; Hipposideridae. Gene Ontology annotation, biological process: regulation of immune system process; negative regulation of transcription by RNA polymerase II; regulation of cytokine production. Gene Ontology annotation, cellular component: nucleoplasm.
AGUUGAGCAUUUUUGUCAUCUGCAAAUCAUUUUGGUCAAGUGGGAAGUGUAUGGACUGUGGAGUAAGAAGAACCUGCUUCUGCCUCUGGUUCUAGUCUAUAGGAACAAGAGAUUUUUAGUACUAGAAGAAGGAGGUUCCAGGCUUGGGAGAUCAUCACUUCUGGCAGCAGCCUGACCUGAGAUAUCUGACCACAGCUUCCUGGCAGGCCCAGAGAGACAGUGGACAGAGCACAGCCUAGAAUUGCCAUUGUUUCUUCAGAACUUGAGAAAAUGACCAAGGCCCAGGGAUCGUUAUCAUUCGAGGAUGUGGCUGUGGGCUUCACCUGGGAGGAGUGGCAGUUAUUGGAUUCGUCUCAGAAGGACCUCUACAGGGACGUAAUGUUGGAGAACUACAACAACCUAGUGUCAUUAGGAUAUCAAGCUACCAAACCAGAUUCACUCUUCCAGUUGGAGCAAGGAGGACCACCAUGGAUAGCAGAGAGAGCAGCCCAUAAUCCAACCUUUUCAGAAGAAAUAUGGGAGAAUGAUCAUAUGCAGUGGCACCCAGAAAACCAAAACGAGAUUAAAACUUUGGAAAGAUGUCAACAAAGUUAUGCACUUGGAAAUAAUUUUGAUUUUUGCAAAAGUGUUGUUCCUUUAACACAAAGACACAAUAAGUUUGGCUCACAUUGUAAAAAUCUGAAAUCACAUUUAGAUUUUGUUAUCCAGAAUAGAAGAUAUGCAGGAAAGGAUUCUGAUGAGUUUAGUAUCUUUGGGAAAUCAUCUCUCUAUAUCCAGCAUGAUAAAACUAUUACUGGAAUUAAAUACCAUGGAUGUGUUAAACCCAGUAGCACUAAAUCACAGCCCAGGGAUCAUCAAAAAACUUAUCCAGGAGAGAAACCACAUGAAUGCAGUGAGUACGGGAAAGCCUUCUCUAGGAAGGCACAGCUCAUUAGACAUCAGAGAACAGAAAGAGGAGAGAAACCCCAUGGAUGCAAUGAAUGUGGAAAAACAUUCAUGAGGAAGAUUCAGCUCACUGAACAUCAGAGAACUCACACAGGAGAGAAACCCCAUGAAUGUAUCGAGUGUGGAAAAGCCUUUUCCAGAAAGUCACAACUUAUGGUACAUCAGAGAACUCAUACAGGAGAGAAACCCUAUGGAUGUAGCGAAUGUGGGAAAGCCUUCAGCCGGAAGUGCAGACUCAGUAGACAUCAGCGAUCUCAUACCGGAGAGAAACUCUAUGGAUGCACUGUGUGUGGGAAAUCCUUUUCCCAGAAGGCACACCUCAUUGCACAUCAGAGACUUCACACAGGAGAGAAGCCUUAUGAAUGCAAUGAAUGUGGAAGAACCUUCUUUUUUAAGUCAGACCUGACCAAGCAUCAAAGAAUUCAUACAGGAGAGAAACCUUAUGAAUGCAGUGAGUGUGAAAAAGCUUUCAGAAGCAAGUCAAAGCUCAUUCGGCAUCAGCGAACUCAUACCGGAGAGAGACCAUAUGCCUGCAGUGAAUGUGGCAAAGCCUUUGCCCAUAUGUCAGUCCUCAUUAAGCAUAAGAAAACUCAUACAAGAAAGAAAACUAUAUGUUGCAUUACAGCCGAUUCCAAUACCACCCCCCCUGCAUUAGCCUCUGACCCUAUUAGUUAGGAGGGAGUGCCUCGGUAUGACUUGAGGCACGUAAUCUCUCUGAGGAAGUGUCUCGGUAUGAGGCCGGCAAAGCUCCCUCUGGGGAGUGUCUCAGGUGACUGGGACCUAUUGGAAUGAUAAUAGUUAUCUCCCCUGGGAGGACAUGGUAACAAG